UCUUUUCAAAUGGAGAAUUCUAAGCCUGUUAGUACUCCUUUGGCAACACAUUUUAAACUUGAUGCUAGCACUCUUCCUAGUACUGAUGAAGAGAAGGAGUAUAUGAAUACGGUUCCUUAUUCUAGUGCUGUUGGAAGCUUAAUGUAUGCCAUGGUUUGUACAAGACCAGAUUUGGCUCAUGCUGUGAGUGUGGUUAGCAGAUUUAUGAGUAAUCCUGGAAAGGCUCACUGGGAGGCUGUGAAGUGGAUCAUGCGAUAUUUGAAAGGUACUAGUAAUAUCUGCUUAGUUUAUGGUUCUAAUGAUAUUGGGUCUGGUCUUAUUGGUUAUGCAGAUUCUGACUAUGGUGGAGAUCUCGUGAGGAGAAGAUCUUUGACAUGUUAUAUCUUCACUCUUUAUGGUUGUGCUGUAAGUUGGAAAGCAACACUUCAACCUACUGUUGCUUUGUCUACCACUGAAGCGGAAUACAUGUCCUUGACAGAAGGGGUUAAAGAAGGUAUAUGGUUGCAAGGUCUUAUUGAUAGCUUGGGUUUGAAUGUGCAGAGACGUAUACUUUAUUGUGAUAGUCAAAGUGCUUUGUGUUUGGCAAAAAAUCCAGUCUAUCAUGAAAGGUCAAAGCAUAUUGAUGUCAGAUUUAAUUUCAUACGAGAUGUAAUUGAAGAAAAAUUGUUCUCCAUAGAGAAGAUAGCUACGGUAGACAAUCCAGCAGAUAUGUUGACUAAACCUUUGUCUUUUGAAAAGUUUAAGCAUAGCUUGGACUGGUGAAUGUUCGCAUCGCUUGAGACCAUUCGGGGAGAAUAAGCAGGAGAGUUGUUCUUGGUUACUGGUGACUUGGGAAAAUUCAAGUCAAGACAUGUGCCGACAGAGAAAAUGAUUGAUGGAAGUGAAAACCUGACCCUUGAAAAUAUAAGACACUCUUUAAUUCAUCAAGAGGAUAGCAUAAUCUUUAGCCUUUUGAAGAGAGCAAAAUACUGUUACAAUGCAGAUGCAUAUAACCCAGAUGCCUUGUCAAUGGAUGGAUUUCAUGGCUCAUUGGUAGAAUACUUGAUCAGGGAAACUGAGAAGCUUCAUGCACAGAUGGGAAGGUACCGGUGCCCUGAUGAACAUCCUUUCUUUCCUGAUGGCCUACCUGAACCAAUGUUACCUCUGCAUUACCCUCAGGUAUUGCAUCCUGUUGCGGGUUCAAUUAAUAUAAAUGAUGAAGUGUGGAACGUGUACUUUAGAGAUCUUAUCCCAAGAUUAGUCAAGGAAGGAGAUGAUGGCAAUUGUGGAUCCACUUGUGUUAGUGAUAUAUUGUGCUUACAGGCUCUCUCAAAGAGAAUCCAUUAUGGAAAGUUCGUUGCAGAGGCAAAAUUUCAAGCCUCUCCUGAUGUAUAUAAAGCUGCCAUUUUAGCCCAGGACAAGGAUAGGUUGAUGGAUAUGCUAACAUUCAGAGAAGUUGAAGAGUCAAUCAAAAGAAGGGUAGAGGAAAAGGCCAAAACUUUUGGGCAAUAUGUGUCUAUAAAUACAAAGGUGCAUCAAGGUGAGCCAGUGUACAAAAUAGUUCCAAGUUUGGUUGCGGACUUGUAUGGUGAUUGGAUCAUGCCAUUGACAAAGAAAGUGCAAGUUGCAUAUUUAUUGAAGAGGUUGGACUGAAAACACUGAGUGCACUUGAUUAUGAUAGUGGCUGAGAACAAACAAAUCAUGCAUCCUUGUACUAAAUAAAUGUAUUCAACUUUGAAUCCAUUUAUCGUUAAUGUAUGCUCACUUACAUAUUUUGAUCAGA
This is a messenger RNA of Cajanus cajan (pigeon pea), 1762 nucleotides long. RefSeq names its product chorismate mutase 1, chloroplastic. Gene Ontology annotation, molecular function: chorismate mutase activity; nucleic acid binding. The record is from RefSeq and is a predicted model, not a curated record. NCBI's taxonomy places the organism in Eukaryota, Viridiplantae, Streptophyta, Magnoliopsida, Fabales, Fabaceae. Gene Ontology annotation, biological process: DNA integration; aromatic amino acid biosynthetic process; chorismate metabolic process. Gene Ontology annotation, cellular component: cytoplasm.